UAAAUUAACUCCCCCCCCCCAAGAACCGAAUAGAUGCCGGAGAAAGAAACGAGGAAAACGUGUAAGCAUUGAAUUUUGGCAUCAGAGUCCACGACUCCCUCCUUCCUCCUGCACAGAAGAUUGAGAGAACCAGUGAAUAAAGACACAUAAGAGAAUCGGGUUCGAGACAAGGAACAAGAAGGUGACAAUUUAAGCUAUCCGAAGUCGCCGCUCCCUUUAGCCACGUUACUUUCUCCUUCGUGUAAAUUGCACCGCCGUUUGUCACCGCUAAAGCCUGGAUAACGAGAUUGUACGGUCGCACAAGUCUCAACUGUCCAUUACCGCUCUUCUUCAUCCCGAUCCGGUCGUUGGAACCCUAGCUUUCACUCACUCAUCAGUUUGUUAAUUCCAAUUUCUUGGAGUGAGGACAAGUCUUGAUUGGGAAUAACAAUGGAAUCGUUUCAGUUGUAAAUUGGAGUGAUCAGACGGUCUUUUCCAUACAUUAUCGACAGCGAGAGAGAGAGACGAUGAUGCAGAGACGGAGUCCACCGAAGCACAGGCACGACGGUACUUCCCCGCUGCCGCUGGGGAUGGAUUGGAGCCCUCCGCCUAAGAAAUGGAAUGGACGGGAUACUCUUUGGCCCCAUGAUCCUCGAACAGGAUGGAGUUACUGCAUCACAAUACCAUCAUGGAUUGUCCUUCCAAAAUCAAGAGAUUCAGAUCCUGUAGUGUUUUACAGGGUUCAGGUUGGUUUGCAAUCCCCAGAUGGUGUUACAACAACACGAGGGAUAUUGAGAAGAUUUAAUGACUUUUUGAAAUUAUUUGCUGAUCUUAAAAAAGCAUUUCCCAGGAAAAAUCUUCCACCAGCUCCACCAAAGGGACUCUUGCGAAUGAAAACCAGGGCUCUGUUGGAAGAGAGAAGGCGCUCUUUGGAUGACUGGAUGACAAAGUUACUAUCUGAUAUUGACUUGUCCAGAAGUGUCCAAGUAGCAUCCUUUCUUGAAUUAGAAGCUGCCGCGAGGUCUUCAUUCCAAGACAUGAGUCAGUCGACUUCAGAAGCUAAUUCUGAUGGAAAUAGAAUGAGUUCUUCACUUCAAAUGCCCCACAAUUCAAGCCUCUCUCUUUUUGCGGGUAGUUCAUCAAUCACAUCUGACUACGGUAGUGACACUGCUUAUGAGACAUCUGAGCAUGGAACACCUAGAUUGGGAAGGGAAACUAAUUCUGAAACUGGAAUAGAGGAUCUCAUAUUGGAUGAUGAUUUGACAAAUCCAAUAGAAAAGCUUGUAAAAUAUGGCAUGUCCAACAUUGAUGAAGGACUCUUUAUGGGACAGACUAUUCUAGAGCAGCUUGAAGGUUUUCCUAGGCAUAAAGCAAAUCCCAGGCAUGUCAGUAAUGUUUUUGCGAAGGAUACCUAUAAUGGAAAUGCUUCUAAUGCUUCGUUUCUUGCAAGCAAUGGGCUGGGACUUUUUGCAGAACCUGAGCCAAGUAAAAUGGUCGGGCAUGUCCGCAAACUAUCUAAUGAGAGUGUUGGAAGUGAUGGAAGUUCCCUAAGGGGGAGUGAAAUCUCAAACUCCUAUCUUGACCUUCCAGGAGUUACUGAUGUUUCAAGUACUGGAGGUAUUAUUGGCAAUACUGAUUUGCACUUUCCUGGUGAUGCACAAAUAGUUCUUCCAUUGGAUCAGCGGCACAAGAUGAACAGGGUUCUUCUACUCAUGCAGCAGAGACUCGUCACUGUAAAAACAGACAUGGAGGAUCUUAUAGCAAGAUUAAAUCAAGAAAUAGCCGUGAAGGAUUACCUUAAUACAAAGGUCACGGAUUUGGAAGUGGAGCUUGAAACUACCAAACAGAAAAAUAAAGAAAACCUCCAGCAAGCUAUUUUGACUGAGAGGGAAAAGUUGACCCAGAUGCAGUGGGAUAUGGAGGAACUUCGGCAAAAAUCUUUGAGAAUGGAGUUGAAGUUGCAGUCUAAACAGGAUGCACAGUCAAGCAAGGAACCGAAGGAACAACCCACCGGUCAAGAGAAAGAUGUGGUGCUGCAGGAGCUGGAUCUCACUAAACAGCAGCUAGAGAAUCUUUCAAGGCAGUAUGAAGAGCUAGAAGCUAAGUCAAAAGCGGAUAUCAAAAUUCUUGUUAAAGAGGUUAAAUCUCUCAGAAGUUCCCAAACACAAUUGAAGCAGGAGCUGAAUCAAUCACUGAGGGAAAAAUCUGAAGCUCAGAAACUGCUUCAACAGGAAAGACAAGUAAGUGAGAAUGCAAAAGCUGCAAGAGAAAAGCUGCUUCAUGAAUGCAGAGCCCUUCACAACCAGCUUAUAGAAUGCAAUGCGCAUUUUUCAAUUGGUGAAGAUCAUUUUGCUGGCCCUUCGAACACACUAGAAGGUGCUUUAGAUUUGUUGAGCACAUCUGACCAACGAAUUGGCCUCUUACUUUCCGAGGCACAGUUAUUACUUGGGGUUGAUGAAGCCAAUGAUAAAGAUAUGGAUAGAACUCUCAGAAUUGUGGAUGACUUGCGGAAGAUGCUAUUGGAUAUCAUCACGGAAAAUGCUAAACUGAGAAAACAGGUGAAUUCUCUCAUCCGGCAUGCUCUUAAGAUGAACAGAGUAUCUAUGAACAAUGAAGAUGUGAGGAAUGCAAGUGAAUAGAAAAGGUGAAAUACAAAGCUUUGUACUAGAAUAUCUCUUUAAGACUAUGAGAAGGAAAUCCCAUAUCACAUAUAGCUGUGCCGGGUAAUCAAAUCAUCUAAUGUGCUAAAUUUUUCUGGUGUGGUCCAAGGCCAGCAGCCAAACAAUUUUUUUUUUUUUUUCAUUUCAUCAUACACAAGUUAUUGUCAGGACUGCAUCUUACCUUAUUGUUGUACUCUUAUAUACUUAGUCGACUGAAUAACCCAUUACAGAUGAAAGGAAACCAUAGUGAAUACACGUUUUUCCAGUUUCAGA
Molecule: messenger RNA, 2912 nt
Organism: Carica papaya (papaya)
Lineage: Eukaryota; Viridiplantae; Streptophyta; Magnoliopsida; Brassicales; Caricaceae
Product: PX domain-containing protein EREL1
Biological process (GO): protein transport
Molecular function (GO): phosphatidylinositol binding
Source: RefSeq, a predicted model, not a curated record